Messenger RNA from Mesocricetus auratus (golden hamster), 1077 nucleotides. RefSeq names its product speckle-type POZ protein-like. Lineage: Eukaryota; Metazoa; Chordata; Mammalia; Rodentia; Cricetidae. Bases 1 to 1077 code for a protein of 358 amino acids. The transcript has a single exon. The record is from RefSeq and is a predicted model, not a curated record. Gene Ontology annotation, biological process: proteasome-mediated ubiquitin-dependent protein catabolic process; regulation of proteolysis. Gene Ontology annotation, cellular component: cytoplasm; nucleus. Gene Ontology annotation, molecular function: ubiquitin protein ligase binding.
AUGUCAGGGGACCUGGCAGCUGAGAGCUGGAGCUUCACAGAAGCCAGUUUCCAGAAAUUCACCAUCAGCAACUUUUGUUCUAUCCAGCGGGAAAUAAGGGAAUCCAUUGAAAGCCCAACCUUCCCCUCAGGAGCCAGGGACAAAAACAGACGGACUUUGAAAAUACACUCAAAUGGGAUGGAUGAAGAAAGCGAGGGCUACUUGUCAGUUUACCUAACGUUGCUCAGCUGCCCAAGGAGACCAGUGUGGACAAAGUUCCAGUUUUGGAUCAAUGAUUCCGAAGGAGAGGUAACAAAAGGCAUGAAGCACCCAAGAUUCUUCAGGUUCCUAGAAAAUCAACAGUGGAGUUUCAGAAAGUUCAUCCUUCGAGAUUUCUUCUUGGCCCAGGAGCCUUGGCUUCUCGAAGACAAUGAACUCAGCCUAAGAUGCAAGGUGACUGUAGUCCAAGAUUCCUUUGGCUUCUCUAAUGAGACCAUGACACCAGGGAUCCAGGUUCCAAGGUGCACUCUGUCAGAUGAGCUAGGAGAGCUGUGGGAGAAUUCCUUCUUCACAGACUGCUUCCUGAUGGUAGCUGGCCAGGAAUUCCAUGACCACAAGGCCAUCUUAGCAGCCUGCUCUCCAGUUUUCAGAACCAUGUUUGAACAUGACAUGGAGGAUAGCAGAAGAAACCGCACUGAGAUCCAGGAUCUGGAACCUCAAGGCUUCAGGGCAAUGAUGGGCUUCAUUUACAACGGGAAGGCCCCGGAUCUCCACAGCAUGGCAGAUGUUCUGCUUGCAGCUGCCGACAAAUAUGGCCUGGAGCAUUUGAGGGUCAUGUUUAAGGACGCCCUCUGCAAGGACCUCUCCGUGGAGACUGCUGCCCACACUCUCGUCCUGGCUGACCUCCAAAGUACAGGGCAGCUGAAAACCCAGGCACUGGAUUUCAUUACAUCUCAUGCUUCUGAAGUCUCUGAGAUUUCAUGCUGGAAGAAAAUGGUGGGCUCAUAUCCCCACUUGCUGGCUGAAGCAUACAGCUCCCUGGCUUCUGCCCGUUGCUCUUUACUGGAGCCUCCUCCCAAAUGCCUCCAGCAAUCUUAG